Molecule: messenger RNA, 3122 nt
Organism: Cyprinus carpio (common carp)
Lineage: Eukaryota; Metazoa; Chordata; Actinopteri; Cypriniformes; Cyprinidae
Product: protein FAM217B-like
Exons: 5
Coding region: 206-1825 (539 amino acids)
Source: RefSeq, a predicted model, not a curated record
AAUAAAACUGUGAUUUCGCGAACUUACACAACCCCAGUAUCAGCCCCUGAUGCAUACACAUACGCGUGUUUUUCUUCACGAGCAGCGGUGAAAUUAACGCGUUUCUCCUGUUCGCUGCACUUAGGAACUUCAGUUCCCAUCAUGCCAGUCGCAGGAUCACGACGACAACGAUGCUCGAACAUACACAGCAGCAGUGUUUAAUGCGAUGGGACCCAUCCUGCAGGAACAAACUGCGUCUGCGACACUGAGGAAGGUGUCAGGCAAGGAGAAGGUUAGAGUGAAAAAUUCAGAAAACACUGGGAUUGUUGCCAGCAAUAAUAAGCGAGGAGGAAACGUGAUCCAGAAUAAGAAACCUCUUAAAAAAACAGUGCCCUUGCGUCCAGGGCAAGAGAAGGAUCCUCUGCCCAAAGCUGAAGUUGUCCAAAAUGGCAUUAAACCAAAGAAAGCUAAGAGUCCGACUGGUGGCACUUGCAAGUCGCGUGGCACACAGGGCGAAUCAGACCUGAGGCCUCCACGUCCCGAACGUGGACAGGAGAGGCAGAAAAUCCAGCUGGAGCCUCAGUGCUGUAGAGAGAUGCUACAGAGCCAUGUGGUCUUGGAGAAGAACCGUCGUGCUCUAUCGCUGCCCUUGACUCCUCAGCCAGUGCUGCAGCAGUUCACCCUGCAGAAACAAGUCCCAGACCUGGACUCACUUCGCCUGCUGGAGCACAAGGAGGAUGACACGGACAGUGCCAGUGACCUGUCCGACUCCGAGCGGCUCCCUGUGCUGCCUUCCCCUUGCACUCCUCCUCAGCUCAACCUCCGAGCCGAGGUCUUCAACUCCAUGGACCUGCAUCCUCACAUACCUGGACCCAGGACGGUGGAGAACGAUGAAGUCCGGUACAGCUACCCAGACUUCCUGCCUCCUCCAUUCAAUACCUGGAGCCUUAGGCAGCUCACCAUCUUCCUCAACACUGAGGGUAAGCGGGCUCCCCGGCCGAAACCCGUAGGGGAGCUAGAGAAGUAUUUAGAGCGCCUCCUUCAACUUGAGUGGCACCAGAUCCAAACCAUACAGGAUGAGAGCGGACGGCACGUCGUUCCCAUCAUCCGAACAAGAGGUCACGCUGCCAGUGUCCUAGCGAACGGCAACCAGCCUAGGCCUCAUACUGCUCCUCCGACACGCCUCAGCUCCCCGAAAAGCUUUCGGCAGGGUGAACGGGCCUUCUUCUCUUCAGUGGCCAGCCCAUCAUCCACCCAGCUUUCUCGUCCUGUCUGUCCUCACUGCCACAUCCGCUAUCCGCUCUGCAAUGGCACCUGCUCUCCGUACGCCUACCAGCGGCAUUCCCGCCUCAGCCCCCUGCUAGAGCGCAAAGCUCCCCCUGCCAACACCCAAAAGAGGAGCAGUAGCGAAAGCCGGGCUUCCACUGCCGAAAACCGCACGACUUCGAAAAACCAGCAACCGGUCAGUCCUCAAGCAGCAAAGGCUCACCAGAAGCACAUUCAGGCUGCGGGAAAUGUGCGCAGGGCGUCCCAAGAACUAAACACAAAUGGCAAAUCCCAUUCUUCGGUCAGGAAAGGAAAGACUGCAAGGUCAAACGAGGCGGACAAACAGAAAGAUCCACCUGGAGCGAAAUGUGGAGGGGUUGAGAGGCGGGAUCCUGUCGGUAUGAAACGUGACGGUGGUGGUCCUGGGAAAAAAAUGGUUAAGGAUGGCCCGAGAGCCGAAACGGGUGAAGUACGAUUAAGAUCUGGCACUAAAAGAACCGUCACCAAUGGCAAGGAUGCAAAAGUGACGACAGCUACCAAGACUACUGGCAAAGUGAAAAAUCCUCAAUAUGCCAAGUAGUAAGUGCACCUUUCACGCAAUUUUCAGUUGCCUCAAAAACGUUUCCAUUUUGCAUACAGUAAAGAAGAGCUAAUUAAAACAUAAUAUUAUCCUUGCAGUUAACUGUAGUUGUUUGUGAAAAGGAUAUAAGUGCCGUCACAUUGGCAAAAUUUCGAGGGGAAAAAUAGGUUCAUUAUUUAGUGUUAAGAACUCACACAGAAGUCACGUUUAGCUUUCUGUCGGUCAACACGGACCAACUAGAAAUGUGCACAGAAUAAGGAUGGAUUCCGAAAAAAAGCUUGGAUUUUGUCCAUGAAAAUUUGCCGGAUAACAGCAAAUGUGGCAGCAUUUUAAAAAAACUUAUCCUUCUCAUUAGAAAUCAUGCCUUUUCAUCGUCAUUGUUUCAGUAGAACUUUAAAGUGCAUUUCUUGAAUAAGAUUUAUUUUAUCCGUAAGUACACAAAAGCAGGUUAUCUUUACAUACUGUACGCACAAAUCCUCUAUGAAAUGAAAUAAAUGUACUUAAAUCUAGAGUGCAUGUACAUAUCUCUUAUUUGAGGGAGGUAUGGCUGAGAAUGUCAGUGUACGGCUUUGUCUAGUAAGCACUAACGGUCAAAGAAUGUAUAUUUUUUGAGAUGAAUAAUGAAUGUUUUGUAAUGACUGUGUAUUUUUGUAAAGUGCCAUUUACAAGGACUUAAUUUCUUGUUAUUUAUUAAACCAAUGAGUUGACAUGUAUUAAGUUAAAAUAGAAUGUUUUAUCUUUGAAUGUUUUGGAACCCAUUACUUAGGUUUUCAGUGAGUUAGAUGUAUUUGAAUUGUGAAUUGUUAGGGUUGCUUAUGUUGGUUUUGUGGUGUGUUGCUGGAGAAGGCCCUGAGCUGUAAACUGUUAAGAUAUUAUGGUCAAGGUUAUCUAUGUUUGUUUACUUAUUGAGAACCUAUCAGGUGAUUACAUUGUACUUCAUGUCUCUAAAUAUAGCAUGUUUUGUUUAUUUUUACAGGAACAACGAUGGUAGUGGUUUUGUAGUUUUGUAUGUACUGUAAUGCAUUGUCAAGGCACUUGAAUAUGACUUGAAAGUUGAUACAGGUUGAGGCCAUACAGUACGUGGUACCACAUUUCCAUACUUGAUGUACUGUAUGUAGCACCAUUUCAUCUUGAAUGUUAUGUACUGUGUCAAGUUCCCUUAUCAGGCAAAAAACACACAAAAAUCUACUUUUGUCCUAUCGUUGUCAGAUUGUGCUUUUAUUUUGCUGGGUGUUUUUGGUAGAGUUGAAUGCAGCUAUUUUUAUGAGAUACAAAAUAAAGAGUUUUCAUUACAUCA